Molecule: messenger RNA, 636 nt
Organism: Coffea arabica (coffee)
Lineage: Eukaryota; Viridiplantae; Streptophyta; Magnoliopsida; Gentianales; Rubiaceae
Source: RefSeq, a predicted model, not a curated record
AUGACAGACAAAAACCCAGAAAUAUCAGAUGGAUGGCCAGGUUCUUCGUGGCGUGAGCUAACUGUUGUGUUUGCUGAGGAAAACCGGAAAAAACCAUCAGAAAUGAGGGCUAGAGAACGUUACAGGGGUCGGUCUUAUGAUAGGAGGCGGUCACCACCUCGUUAUUCUCGAUCACCAUUUUCUUCUCGGACCUAUUCCCGUACUCCUGAUUAUUAUUCACCAUCUCCUCAACGAAGGUCCAUUUCUCCUCGAGAUCGGAGGUACAGGAAAAGGUCUUACUCAAGGUCUCCUUAUGGCUCAAGGAGCCGGAGUUGGAGUCGGAGCCGGAGCCUGGAUUCUGAAGGUUACUCGAUGUAAUUGGGUUGGUGAAUUGAGAUGAGGGGGGCUUGAUCACCGGAAGGCAGGUUUAUGGGAUGUAGUACUCCUGGAUUAUUAUUGAGUCUGUUCUCUUCAGCUAUGUUAAUAGUGAAGGCUUGUUCAUUUAUACACUUGAGCACAGGAUGUAUUUUAUUUAAGUUCCUGCAGGUUAGAAAGCUGAAUUGAUGGUUUUUUCCUCCCACUCAGUUCUUGUUUUAUGUUUCGAACUUAUUUUUGCCUAGUUUUACUUCCCUCAUCUUUUGAGGCUGUUUCGAGGAA